Molecule: messenger RNA, 2572 nt
Organism: Octopus sinensis (East Asian common octopus)
Lineage: Eukaryota; Metazoa; Mollusca; Cephalopoda; Octopoda; Octopodidae
Product: calcitonin gene-related peptide type 1 receptor-like
Exons: 14
Coding region: 412-1890 (492 amino acids)
Biological process (GO): adenylate cyclase-modulating G protein-coupled receptor signaling pathway; cell surface receptor signaling pathway
Cellular component (GO): plasma membrane
Molecular function (GO): peptide hormone binding; calcitonin receptor activity
Source: RefSeq, a predicted model, not a curated record
CUACGGAAUCAAAACAAGCCGAUGUGGUCUUAACGCGAUACAAACGCUUCAGGUUUUAAUGCUACGCAUUCAGAAGGAUUUUCAAUUACGUAUACAGAGACGCGUACAUCCGAUUACGUAUCCUGAUACAUUUCAAGCUCAUUUUUCAUUUAAAUUGUUACACGGUAUCUGUCUUACAAACUUAUAAGAUAGAAACAUCUUACAAGAAACAAACAGGUGACUCUAACGCCCACAUUUACUUCUCAAAACACCUACGUUGAAAUUAUAGAAUUUAUAUUAGCGAAAGCAAUUCACUACUGCUAUCAAUUAAGGAAAUAUAUUCAUGACGACAACCACCAGAAAAAUAACUGUUUCUUCUUUAAAUCAUCUACUCGUCGAUCUGCUUAUCAACCCAACAUCACUUUCGAUGGGAUGAAAUUCUCAAAGCCUGAUAUAGGAAAGCUAAAGGCUGCUGAAAUUUCGAUGAGGAAACAGCGUAUUUUGAUUGGAAAGGCCAAAGAAGAAUGCUUUGACAGUAUCAAUUCUGAUCCUCCAAAAUACACAAGUGGUCUGUGGUGCAACCGGACAUGGGAUGGCGUUGCAUGUUGGACCGAUACACGCGCUUCAAGCACAGCUACACAAAUUUGCCCUUCAUAUAUAAUAGGGUUUAACAGAUUCGAAUAUGCUUCUCGCAGGUGCACAGAAACGGGCGAAUGGUUCCGUAGCCCGAAAACAAACAAGAGCUGGACGGAUUACUCUCGUUGUAUAACUCCAGUUGAAACAGUAUUGGCGCAGAAUCAUAUCCACAAUAUUCUUGGCUUAACAAACUUUGGAUAUGUUGUGUCGUUGAUCUCUCUUUUGGUUGCGAUUGUGAUAAUGGUCUUUUGCAGGAGAUUCCAUUACAAAAGUAAUAUUCUUCAUAUCAAUCUAUUCCUGGCAUUUUCUUGUCGGUCAUUGUUUUCCCUUCUCAGACAGAACCUUUUCACUUAUGGAUUUGCCAUGUCCAUUGACUUUCAGAAGAAAGGAGACAAGAUAAUUUUCAAAGACGGACCGCACUGGGAGUGUCGGCUUUUGUUCACUUUGUUUAUAUAUGGUUUGUGUGCCAGCCAAGUGUGGAUCCUCGUGGAAGGAUUUUAUCUACAAAUGUUGAUACACAAAACUCUUUUUACUCAACAACGUAGUGUCAAGUUUUACAUUAUUUUUGGCUGGUGUUUUCCAUUCACAUUUCUUAUUCCCUGGAUUUUUGCACGUAUAUAUUAUGACAACACACUAUGCUGGAGUGUGAAUAUGCACUGGAGUUAUUUAUGGAUUAUACGCGGUCCUAUUACAUUGACCAUCAUUAUAAAUUUUCUAUUUUUCCUUGACAACAUUCGGGUUUUACGAGAUAGGACUCGAGCCCGAGGCAACAGCCGUACUUUCAGAAAAUUAGCUAAGUUCACAGUCAUGCUGGUACCGUUGUUUGGAGUUCCUAAUCUGUUAUUCAUGAUGCUACCACCAGAGAUGAACGUAGCUGUUGACGUGCCAUUUCUUUAUGUAUCAAUGUUAUACAGUUCGUUCCAGGGACUAAUUUUAUCACUGCUAUUCUGCUUUCUCCAUGAACAGGUCCACAUCAAUAUGAAACGAAAGAUUAGCCGUUAUGUAAUGCGACGCGACACAGUGAGCCUACGGUCGAGUACCGGACACUAUUCUUGCCAUCGCCAGAAUUCGGCACCAACGCAACAUGUUCAGUGUCCGACAUCUGAUUUAGAGGAGUCGCUUCAACUGCAGUUAUCAGAUAUCACUUCACACAACCAAGAUAAACAAUCGGAACAUUCUACUGAACCGAUGAAACAGUUCAGUAUAAACUCAGACAUUUCACAACUGAAAUCUAACCAGCAGUGUGUUAUGGUAGAAACCACGUUUACAACAUAACGGAUUUUGAUUAAUGUCUGCACGUGUGCAUUAUUUAGAUACGUCACUAUAAGCGUAUAAUUGUGUGCAUAAGUUUUAAGAAUUUAUAUUAUUACAUAUUCAUCCAACACACACACUUAUAUACAUAUAACAUCAUGUGUAUCCGUGCGCGUGUGUGUGUGAGCGCAUGCGUGUGUGUGUGUGUAUUCCGCUUCGGCAUUGCCAUGCUAAUGACCUAGUGUUCGAACUCAACAUGCAUAUGCUUCAGUAUGAAGCGUCAGUCGAGGACACAACUGUAAUAAGAAAUUGAGAAGACAAUGGAAAUAAAAAUAAUUAUGAACUUCAUUAGCGUACAUCUGUUUCUGCUAUAAGAUUAAUGCACUCAUAGUUGGGUGCUUGAGUACCACCUUAUAACUUCAUCAGAGCUUCAAACCUGAAGUGCAAUUUAUUUGGGAAAACUUUUACAUUUAUGUUUAUACAUAUCAAAAGCAUUACCAAUGAAAAAACAUACAUGUAUGUAGGAAAUGAAAUUCAGGAGAUUGAGGAAGAAGCCCUGCCCAUAAUUAGAAUACCAUAAAGUUUUAAAUGUGUACAAGCAUAAGUAUAUGACACAUUUCUAUAAGAUGUGAACACAGUAAAAAUAAAUAUCUCUCAGUAAAAUAUAUAUUUCUCCCUAUUUCCUUGUACACACAAACACACACAC